AUGGCUCUGGUGAUGCUAAGCUCUAAAACUGAAGAAUGUGCAUUGGAUCAGAUAAGGUCCAUGUCUUCUUCUCCUGCGAUCGUCCCCUUCACUCCUGCGUCAGUAGAAGGUUCCCCUGCCACCUUUGCAGGAGCAGAUUUUCCAGGAGCACUCUUCACAGGAUCCACCAUUUUCUCCUUCAUCAGCACUCUGGAUGUUCCAGCCCCGUGUAGGAGUGAGGUGGAGGAGGACAUUCCAGGAGAUGUGACCACAGAAAAUCCCAGCAAGAAUUCUGAGGAAAAAUGUUUGUUAUCACUAAAGGAUGAAGAUAUCCUGCAGCAGUCUUCAGGAGAAAACAUCAUUACCCUUAAUGUACAUCCAGGACUUCACAGUGCAGAUAUAUCCUAUAAUCCUCGUAAUCAUGAGGGACCUUCUCCUGACCAAUCAAAGAUUGUUACCACAGGUACAGGUCAGAAAAGGGGUGAAAGGUCUCACUGUGGUAAAGAGUUCACAGAAAGAUCAGGUCUUUUUACACACAGAGGAAUUCAUACAGGUGAGAAGCCAUAUUCAUGUUCAGAAUGUGGGAAGUGUUUUCCGAAUAAAUCAAAACUUGUUACACAUGUGAGAAUUCACACAGGAGAGAAGCCGUAUUCAUGUUCAGAAUGUGGUAAAUGUUUUACAGUGAAAUCAAAUCUUGUUACACAUCAGAAAAUUCAUACAGGAGAUAAGCCAUAUUCAUGUUCAGAAUGUGGGGAAUGUUUUAAAUAUAAAUCAUAUCUUUCUACACACAAGAGAAUUCAUAUAAGAGAGAAACCAUAUUCAUGUUCAGAAUGCGGGAAGUGUUUUCCAAAUAAAUCAAAACUUGUUACACAUGUGAGAAUUCACACAGGAGAGAAACCAUAUUCAUGUUCAGAAUGUGAUAAAUGUUUUACAGGGAAAUCAAAUCUUGUUACACAUCAAAAAAUUCACACAGGAGAGAAGCCAUAUUCAUGUUCAGAAUGUGGUAAAUGUUUUACAGGACAAUCAAAUCUUGUUACACAUUACAAAAUUCACACAGGAGAGAAGCCAUAUUCAUGUUCAGAAUGUGGAAAAUGUUUUACACUAAAAUUACAUCUUGUUAGACAUAAGAGAACUCACACAGGGGAGAAGCCAUAUUCAUGUUUAGAAUGUGGUAAAUGUUUUGCAGGGAAAUCAAAUCUUGUUACACAUCAGAAAAUUCACACAGGGGAGAAGCCAUAUUCAUGUUCAGAAUGUGGGAAAUGUUUUACACUAAAAUUACAUCUUGUUAAACAUAAGAGAAUUCAC
Molecule: messenger RNA, 1284 nt
Organism: Bufo bufo (common toad)
Lineage: Eukaryota; Metazoa; Chordata; Amphibia; Anura; Bufonidae
Product: oocyte zinc finger protein XlCOF6.1-like
Exons: 4
Biological process (GO): regulation of transcription by RNA polymerase II
Cellular component (GO): nucleus
Molecular function (GO): DNA-binding transcription factor activity, RNA polymerase II-specific; RNA polymerase II transcription regulatory region sequence-specific DNA binding
Source: RefSeq, a predicted model, not a curated record